This is a messenger RNA of Mus caroli (Ryukyu mouse), 1030 nucleotides long. RefSeq names its product motile sperm domain containing 3 (gene Mospd3). Gene Ontology annotation, cellular component: cytoplasm. Lineage: Eukaryota; Metazoa; Chordata; Mammalia; Rodentia; Muridae. The record is from RefSeq and is a predicted model, not a curated record.
CUCUCGGGAAGAUGGCGCCCUUAACUUGGGCACAAGUUAACCGGAGGAAACUUUGACCGCGAGCCCUAAACUCUAAGACCCUCUUGUCCUCCUGAGCUCUGCCCUCGGAUGUCCGACCGCCCAGAGCCUGCAUGCGCCGUGGGGCGCCCCAGGACCAGGAGCUGGUGGGUCCGGGGGCCCCUGGGCGGGGGUCCCGGGGCUCCCCUCCUUCCUCAGGACCCGUUGUCCCGGUGCUGGUCUUUCCCCCGGAUCUAGUAUUCAGGGCGGACCAGAGAAGUGGACCCCGGCAGCUGCUGACCCUCUACAACCCCACGGGAACUGCGCUUCGCUUCCGAGUUCUGUGCACAGCACCUGCCAAAUACACGGUAUUCGAUGCAGAGGGAUAUGUGAAGCCUCAGUCCUGCAUUGACAUUGUGAUACGGCACGUGGCCCCCGUCCCCAGCCACUAUGACGUCCAGGACAGAUUCCGCAUUGAGCUAUCUGAGGAGGGGACUGAGGGACGAGUGGUUGGAAGAAAAGACAUCACCUCUGUUCUUCGAGCCCCAGCGUACCCCCUGGAGCUUCAGGGACAUUCUGAGCCAACGCCCAGCCCAGGGCCUCCUGCGUGGACAGGACUGACCCCAGCCAGACAUCUUCAGGAGAAUGCCCCCCAGCAGCUGGCCACCAGCUCCUUCCUGCUCUUCUUGCUGGCAGGCGUCAUCUCUGUGGCCUUCCUGCUCCUGCCACUGCAGGAUGAACUUGGCAGCCAGCUGCCUCAAGUCCUGCACGUGUCCCUGGGACAGAAGCUGGUUGCGGCCUACGUCUUAGGCCUCCUCACCAUGGUGCUCCUCCGGACCUGAGCUCGCAUCUGAACCCACCUCACCCACGCUCUUCCUCGCAGGCAGGGACCUAAGGCAGCCACUGUGAUGUUUGUACCUUGCUCCCCCUCCCUCCCUUCUGCCCAUCCAUUGAUUGUCAGCCUCCCCACAGCAGGCACCUGGGAUUUAUACUCAUUUUCCAAGUUGAUUAAAAUACAUUUUAAAAAUCAAAA